This is a messenger RNA of Telopea speciosissima, 3448 nucleotides long. Its product is annotated as lon protease homolog, mitochondrial-like. The record is from RefSeq and is a predicted model, not a curated record. Gene Ontology annotation, cellular component: mitochondrial matrix. Bases 116 to 3097 code for a protein of 993 amino acids. The transcript is spliced from 20 exons. Lineage: Eukaryota; Viridiplantae; Streptophyta; Magnoliopsida; Proteales; Proteaceae. Gene Ontology annotation, molecular function: single-stranded DNA binding; ATP hydrolysis activity; ATP-dependent peptidase activity. Gene Ontology annotation, biological process: protein catabolic process; chaperone-mediated protein complex assembly; protein quality control for misfolded or incompletely synthesized proteins.
UAAAAAUGGUUGUUCUUCACAAUCACAAGAGUGGAACUGAUAUAGUGAUGGCAAAACACGGCAAUAACGAUCGAAAAGACCAUUUUUUUUGUGUUUUCUCUGUUUGUUAGCAACUAUGUUGAAGGUUUUGUCAGCUUCGUAUUUACAGGGUAGAUUGCAGAGCUUGUCUGCGAAGCUUCCUCCCAAUGUUCAUUAUGGAGAAUCAAGAGCUCCAUUGCUGCGAGUUUUAAGUUCUUUAAGAAGCUCGAAUUCCCAAAACCCUAAUUUAUGUAAAAGAGUAUUCUUUUGUUCGGAGUCUGGUGAUGGCUCCAAUCCGGUGGUUGAGGCUGAGGAGAAAUCCGGAGAAGCCGAAGCUGCUACGGAGAGUGCGGAGGAGAUCGAUUCUAAAGCUUCAUCGGCUAUCGUCCCAACUUAUCCCAGGCCAGAGGAUUACCUCACGGUUUUAGCAUUGCCAUUGCCGCAUCGACCACUAUUUCCAGGUUUCUAUAUGCCAAUCUAUGUUAAGGAUCCUAAAUUAUUGGCAGCUUUAGUGGAGAGCCGUAAAAGACAAGCCCCGUAUGCUGGUGCAUUUCUUCUGAAAGAUGAGCUGGGGACUGAUCCCAGUCUUCUGUCUCAUUCAGAAACGGAGAAGAAUAUGUAUGAUCUUGAAGGGAAAGAGUUAUUUAACCGUCUUCAUGAAGUUGGUACGUUGGCCCAGAUUACUAGCAUCCAAGGGGAUCAGGUUGUGCUUCUUGGCCAUAGGCGGCUACGCAUCACUGAGAUGGUCAGUGAGGAUCCCCUUACGGUGAAAGUUGAUCAUCUCAAGCAUAAACCAUACAAUAAGGAUGAUGAUGUCAUAAAGGCAACAUCUUUUGAAGUUAUUGCGACUUUAAGAGAUGUUCUGAAGACAAGUUCCCUUUGGAGAGAUCAUUUCCAAACAUAUACCCAGCAUAUUGGUGAUUUCAAUUUGCCAAGAUUAGCAGAUUUCGGUGCUGCUAUCUCUGGGGCAAACAAGCUGCAAUGCCAACAAGUGCUUGAAGAACUAGAUGUAUAUAAGCGUUUAACAUUGACUCUAGAACUGGUGAAGAAAGAGAUGGAGAUCAGCAAGAUACAGGAAUCAAUAGCAAAAGCAAUCGAAGAAAAAAUAAGUGGUGAGCAGCGCCGCUACUUGUUGAAUGAGCAACUUAAGGCAAUAAAGAAGGAGCUAGGCCUGGAGACUGAUGACAAAACAGCACUCUCUGAAAAAUUUAGGGAAAGACUUGAACCAAAUAAGGAGAGAUGUCCACCUCAUGUUUUGCAAGUCAUAGAAGAAGAGCUCACAAAGCUACAGCUUUUAGAGGCCAGUUCAAGUGAGUUUAAUGUCACUCGCAACUAUCUCGAUUGGCUCACGUCAUUGCCUUGGGGUAACUACAGUGAUGAGAAUUUUGAUGUUCAUCGUGCUCAAGCAAUACUAGAUGAAGACCAUUAUGGUCUGACUGAUGUUAAGGAGCGUAUAUUGGAAUUUAUAGCUGUUGGAAAACUAAGAGGAACUUCACAAGGAAAAAUCAUUUGUCUCUCUGGGCCUCCCGGAGUGGGUAAAACAAGCAUUGGUCGUUCCAUUGCACGUGCCCUGAAUCGGAAUUUCUAUCGAUUUUCUGUUGGAGGGUUGGGUGAUGUAGCUGAAAUCAAGGGGCAUCGUCGAACCUAUAUUGGUGCCAUGCCUGGAAAGAUGGUGCAAUGCCUAAAGAAUGUGGGGACAGCAAACCCCUUGGUUCUGAUUGAUGAGAUUGACAAGUUGGGAAGGGGGCAUGCUGGUGAUCCAGCAAGUGCCUUGUUGGAGCUUCUUGAUCCAGAGCAAAAUGCUAACUUUCUGGACCAUUAUCUUGAUGUUCCCAUUGAUGUAUCAAAGGUUCUUUUCGUCUGCACAGCAAAUGUAGUGGAAAUGAUACCCAAUCCUCUUCUGGACAGAAUGGAGAUUAUCACCAUUGCUGGUUACAUCACUGAUGAGAAGGUGCACAUUGCCAGGGAUUAUUUGGAGAAUAAAACAAGAGAAGCUUGUGGUAUCAAGCCUGAACAAGUUGAACUGACAGAUGCAGCUCUUCUUGCUCUGAUAGAAAAUUACUGCAGAGAAGCAGGAGUUCGAAAUCUACAAAAACACAUAGAGAAGAUUUACCGCAAGAUUGCUCUGCAACUUGUAAGAAAAGGAGAAUCAAAUGAACCGUCUCAAGUUGUUGGAUCGAAUGAAGCGAAAGAGGAAUCUAUUAAUGAAUUGAAUGAAGCAGUGGUAGUAGAGGAAAUCCAGGUUGGUUCUGAACCAGGAGAAGGUAUCAAUGAAAAGCUGCACAGUGAAAUGCCCACAGUGGCUGACCAAAUCCAGACAGAUAUGCAAGCUGAUGAAAAUGCGUGCAAAGAUGAUCAAAUAGUUGAUUCAAAGGACAAUAUAGGAAUUGAGAGAAGCCAAGAAAAUGAAGCAAGUAAGGCAUUUGAGAAAGUUCUGAUUGACGCAUCAAAUAUAUCUGAUUUUGUUGGCAAGCCUGUUUUUCAUGCUGAACGCAUCUAUGAUCAGACACCAGUUGGAGUGGUUAUGGGUCUUGCAUGGACUGCAAUGGGUGGUUCAACACUCUAUAUAGAGACAACCCUAGUGGAGCAAGGAGAGGGAAAAGGAGCCCUCCAUCUCACUGGGCAGCUUGGAGAUGUCAUGAAGGAGAGUGCCCAGAUAGCCCACACAGUUGGUAGAGCGAUAUUGCUCGAGAAAGAGCCAAAUAAUCCCUUCUUUGCUAAUUCAAAACUUCACCUCCAUGUGCCUGCUGGGGCCACACCUAAGGAUGGGCCAAGUGCGGGCUGCACCAUGAUCACAUCAAUGCUGUGUCUAGCCAUGAAAAAGCCUGUAAAGAAGGACCUAGCAAUGACGGGGGAAGUAACUUUAACAGGGAGGAUCCUUCCAAUUGGUGGGGUCAAAGAGAAGACCAUAGCUGCAAGGAGGAGCAAUGUGAAGACACUGAUAUUCCCUUCAGCUAACAGGAGGGACUUUGAUGAGCUUUCUGCCAAUGUGAAAGAAGGCCUUGAAGUUCACUUUGUAGAUGAUUACAGUCAAAUAUCCAAUUUGGCUUUUGGUGGUGACCAGGAUGCAGAAAAAUAAAUUAUGCUUGCUUCAAUGUGUUUUCCUUGGAGUCCCUAUCUUUUUGGGCACCUUAAGUAAAACAUUUCUCGGUGUGCAUGUUUCUUACUGAGCCAUUGGCAAUUUUGUAGGUGCGAAUCUAAUCACCAUUUCCAGAACUUGGCAGCAAAGAGGUUUGACAACUGGAAAUUUUCAAGCUUUAAUAGUCACUUGUUGCAGGCAAGAUCCUUCAUAUGUUUGUUUAAAAUUAUUUACAGCUGAGGAAGACAUUAGAGGGUUUUGUUAACUGUUUGACCCAGGGAUGAUUUGCCAUUAUUUAUUCUCCCUUGUAAAAUCACUCAUUAUGUAAUAAUAUGCUUAUAAUUUUGAAGU